Staurois parvus is the source of this 702-nucleotide messenger RNA. Lineage: Eukaryota; Metazoa; Chordata; Amphibia; Anura; Ranidae. The record is from the annotation of a GenBank genome assembly.
AUGAUCAGACAUACACUAUAUUGCCAAAAGUAUUGGGACAACCCCCCCAAAUCAUUGGAUGCCAGUGUUUCAAUCACCUCCAUGGUGGUCACAGGUGUAUAAAAUCAAGCACCUAGACAUGCAGACUGCUUCUACAAACAUUUGUGAAAGAAUGGGUCGCUCUCAGGAGCUCAGUGAAAUCAAGCGUGGUACUGUGAAAGGUUGCCACCAGUGCAAUAAGUCCAUCAGUGAAAUUUCCUUGCUACUAAAUAUUCCACGGUCAACUGUUAGUGGUAUUAUAACAAAUUGGAAGCAACUGGGAACAACAGCAACUCAGCCACAAAGUGGUAGGCCACGUAAAAUGACAGAGCAGGGUCAGCGCAUGCUGAAGCGCACAGAAUAAAUAAACCCCCAACUGUCUGCAGAGUCAAUAGACCUCCAAACUUUGUGUGGCUUUCAGAUUAGCAGAACAAAAAUGCAUAGAGAGCUUCAUGGAAUAGGCUUCCAUGGCUGGGCAGCUGCAUCCAAGCCUUACAUCACCAAGUGCCAUGCAAAGCAGCGGAUGCAGUGGUGUAAAGCAUACCGCCACUGGAUUCUAGAGCAGUGGGGAUGUGUUCUCUGGAGUGAUGAAUCAUGCUUCUCUGGCAAUCUGAUAGAUGUGUCUGAGUUUGGCAGUUGCCAGAAGAAUGGUACUUGCUUGACUGCAUUGUGCCAAGUGUAAAG